Messenger RNA from Brassica rapa (field mustard), 856 nucleotides. RefSeq names its product multiple organellar RNA editing factor 6, mitochondrial. NCBI's taxonomy places the organism in Eukaryota, Viridiplantae, Streptophyta, Magnoliopsida, Brassicales, Brassicaceae. The record is from RefSeq and is a predicted model, not a curated record. Gene Ontology annotation, biological process: mitochondrial mRNA modification; cytidine to uridine editing. Gene Ontology annotation, cellular component: mitochondrion.
GUCAUUGCCGGUAAGCGGACCAGUCAAGUCUCAAUGGCGAAAUCGCUAUCACGCUCCACCGUCUCCCGAGUCGCCACUCGUAUCUUUCCCACCUGCAGGGCCGCCUCUCCCUCUCCUCUCCCUUCUAACCUCCUCUCCCGUCGAUCCUCACCAACGCUUUUCGGAUUCAUCCCCACUUCGUCCCGCCUAACUACGAUCCGAACCCGGAUGGAUAGAUCCGGUGGUGGAUCCAACUUCAGCGACCGACAACCUACCGAAAUGGCGCCGCUAUUCCCCGGUUGCGACUACGAGCAUUGGCUUAUCGUGAUGGACAAACCCGGCGGCGAAAACGCUAGUCCACAGCAAAUGAUCGAUUGCUAUGUUCAAACCCUAGCCAAAAUUGUCGGCAGUGAAGAAGAAGCCAAGAGGAAGAUCUACAAUGUCUCUUGCGAGAGGUAUUUCGGUUUUGGCUGUGAGAUCGAUGAGGAGACAUCAAACAAACUCGAAGGAAUUCCUGGUGUUCUCUUCGUUCUUCCGGACUCUUAUGUUGAUCCAGAGUACAAAGAUUACGGAGCUGAGUUGUUUGUGAACGGGGAAGUGGUUCCGCGUCCACCAGAGAGACAUAGGAGGAUGUUGGAGCUAACCACUCACAGAAGCUCGGAUAAACCAAAGUACCAUGACAAAACUAGAUAUGUCCGACGGAGAGAAAACAUGCGUUCACUCUAAUUUUCAAAGUCUUAAGCUAAACAUCUUUCCCCUUGAACUCCUCGUAUCUAGUUGCCUCCUGUGCGAAUAAUAAUCAUGAUGAUGAUGGUGGUAUUAUGGAUGCUGUUGCUUUUUUUUAAGGCGCGUUUAAUCUUAGUUGCUAGCAGAUAUC